AUAAACAAACCAACCAAUAAUUCGUUUCCGGUUGUUUGUUUUUUCGAAGCAGCGGGAAAGAAAGCAAGUGAAAGAGACGUUUUUUAUGAAGAAAAUGGAAAAGGUUGAGUUUUAGACCUGCCUUGACGAUCAAAAAACCACUAUGAGUUCGGCAAGCAAGGUCGGCGAGAUAUUUACGGCAGCUGGUGCAGCUUUCAGUAAGCUUGGGGAACUAACAAUGCAGCUUCAUCCAUCUGCUGAACAAAGUCCUGCAAGUGGAAAAUGGACAGACCAGGAAGUAGAGGCCUUAAGAGCAUCUGUAAGAAGGUUUGGUGAAGAUCUCAAUAAAAUAAGUGAUGUUAUUAAAAAUAGAACAACUACACAGAUUCGUACACAGUUGAAGCGGAAAGCCUAUGAAGAUGCUGGACUUCCACCUCCAUCUGAACCCUCCCCUAAGAAACAAAGUACACAGAAACAACAACAACAGGUUGUAGAACAACAAUCAGCGAAAAAACAAGAGAGAAGAGAAGUGACAUUGAGUGCUUUAAAUGCACCUGAAAGUGACGUUGAUAUUGAAGGUCUAGGAGAAGCUGGCGGUUCGAAGAAAUUAGAUUUUGAUUCAGAUCUGGAUUCAAGUUUAUUAUAAACAUGUGACGGAAAAUGAAAUGUUUGAUAUGAACUUCUACUAAGAGAAGACUAACUACAUUCUUUUCAUCACAAGAAUGAAAUGGCAUUCACUGGUUAUGAGGGCAUGCUCCUAGUUUUAAUCACAACUGAAAGAUUUUAAAUCAUUUUACGUGGGAUGUGUCAUUUUAUAGAGGGGGAUAAUCCAAUUCAGUGUAGUGCACAGAAUUUGUUAAUACGCUUUAUAUUCCCUGGCUAACAUGGGCAUUACAUGUAUAUAUCCUCUACAUAUUCUUUUCUGACCAUUUUUUUUGUCAUCACUGCUAUAAAAUAAAAUGUCCAUUACAUAUUGGCAGCAUAGUUUUAGACAUGUACUUUUUGGACUGGACACCUGCUUCUUUAUGAAAUAUGUUUAGAUGCAUUUUCAUAAUUCCUAGACAAUUUAAUAAUUAGUCAAAAUUAUUUUGAUUUUUUCUAGUGUGAAUGUAUUAUUGAUCAACUGAAAAAUAUCAAUAAUACAUGAAUAUUGUUUCUAUCAAAGAUAGCUCUAAGAUGUACACAAAUAAAUGCCAUUAUACAAAUGCAAUAUUUUUUUUGCUGAAUAUAAUCUAUUCAGAAUGGUGUAAACUUGGGACUGUCAGUAUGUGUUCAUUGUA
Messenger RNA from Ruditapes philippinarum (Manila clam), 1259 nucleotides. Its product is annotated as chromatin complexes subunit BAP18-like. The coding region runs from base 143 to 625 and encodes 160 amino acids. Gene Ontology annotation, cellular component: NURF complex; MLL1 complex. Lineage: Eukaryota; Metazoa; Mollusca; Bivalvia; Venerida; Veneridae. The record is from RefSeq and is a predicted model, not a curated record. The transcript is spliced from 6 exons.